CGACGACAGCCGUGAGAUACGGGCGGACCAGAACCCCGCACUGUAGCGCGCGUGCCGAAACGUCAGCGGAGCGCGCCGUGACCCUCAGGGCGGAAGGCGUUGCGCGCAUUUCCCCGCGGCAGCAGCGUAGCGGGCAGCCCGACCAUGGCGGCCGCUGCCGCUAUCUCGCUGCCCCUGCAGCCAGGCCUUGUCCCCCGCGUCGCCCGCCCCACCCGCAGCAACUGCUCUGCCUCCGCCGCUAUCGCCGCCACCAGCAGCAGUGCCGCGGCUGUGCCUCUCACGGUGCCGCCGCGGGCAGCAGGCGGGGCGCGCGGGGAGACGACGAUGCGGGCACGGGCGGGGCAGCGGCGGGCGCGGAGCCGCGCGGCAGUGAGAGCGACGGUUGGGGACGCGGAGAAGAGGGGGGAGGGGGAGGCGGGUGCGGGCGAGGGGCGGGAGCAGCAGCGGGAGGAGGCGUGGCAGGUGGCGGCGCGCAUGUACGGCGCAGUGAACGCGCGGGACGUGGCGGGCGCGGUGGCGUGCGUGGGGGAGCGGUGCGAGUAUCACGAUAUGAUCUACCGCGACGCCAUGCGAGGCAGGCAGGCCAUCGCGCAGCACCUGUCGCGAGUGCUGCAGGCCAUGCCGCCCGGAGUGGCGUUUGUGAUCGAUGACGUCUCCAAGGGGGACGAGCAUGCAUGCGGGGUCAUGUGGCAUGCAGAGCUGGACGGCCGGCCUCUACCCUUGAGCCGCGGCUGCUCCUUCAUCCGCUGCCAGCGGGAAGACGGCGCUCUGCUCAUCACGUUCGUGAGGGACAUCCCCGAGCCAACCAUGAAGCCGGGAUCCGCUGCCCUU
Closterium sp. NIES-67 is the source of this 831-nucleotide messenger RNA. Lineage: Eukaryota; Viridiplantae; Streptophyta; Zygnematophyceae; Desmidiales; Closteriaceae. The record is from the annotation of a GenBank genome assembly.